Xenia sp. Carnegie-2017 is the source of this 1993-nucleotide messenger RNA. RefSeq lists its product as uncharacterized. Lineage: Eukaryota; Metazoa; Cnidaria; Anthozoa; Malacalcyonacea; Xeniidae. The transcript is spliced from 3 exons. The record is from RefSeq and is a predicted model, not a curated record. Bases 663 to 1370 code for a protein of 235 amino acids.
GUUACUUAGCAACAAUGACUAGUGCAUUUCUAGUGCCAGGCAUUACGCAGUUUAGUCGGGCUCUGAAAAUUCAGCCCGACCAAGUAGUAAAAUCUAUAGUGGGAUUAUCUGCAAUCUGAUUGGUUGACAGCAACUGAGCAAACUCAAAUGCGCUGUUUCGCAACAUCUAGUCGGGCUCUGAAAAUUCAGCCCGACCAAGUAAUAAAAUCUAUAGUGGGAAUAUCUGUAAUCUGAUUGGUUGAGAGUAGCUGUGAACACACUCAAACGUUUAACAACAUCUUGUGGGGUUCAUUUUCAAAAGCGUGACUGAAGUUUGAGCUUUCGAAAUAUACGUUUGGAAAUCGUGAUAACUUACAUUACAAUGGCUUCGGCUAAUGAAAUCGAUAUAAUAAGUGAACUACAAAAGAAACCCUUUUCUGUUCGACAAUCAGGCGAGCAAAAUAUACUCGUAAAGCAGCGGCCAAUUCCAAAUUUACAAGCGACUACAGGCAAUAGAAGCUUUCAGGAAAGUUGGUACUCGAAGAAAGAUUGGCUUUGUGGUAGCUCAGAAAAGAAUGCAUUGUUCUGUUGGCCUUGUCUUUUAUUUUGCCCUGGAUCGUCAUCUUCAUGGACGCAGACGGGAUUCAAAAACAUGAAGAAUUUCCUAUCCGAUUGUAAGAAGCAUGAGAAGGCAAAAUCGCACAUGGGUGCCUACAAGACCUGGAAGACCUACGGUUUUCAGCCUCGUAUCGACUGUCUCAUGUCACAAACUAGACGUGAAGAGAUUCAGCGUCAUAACGAGGAGGUUGAUGAGGCAACUGAUGAACAUUUCUACCAAAGAACAAUUGAGUGUAAUUGUUCGAAUGGACAAAGGGGAAAGUGUCAUUGAAAGACAGCUUGGGUUUGUUGAUGUUAGUUGUGAUAGGACUGCAACUGCUAUAUCAUCAGUGGUUAAGGGUUGGGAUGAUGAAACGUUAAGUAAGGUUACUGGUUUACUUGGCUACCUUAAUGGCUUCUUGUUUUGUUUCUUGGUACAUGUUUUCCAGAGAAUUCUUGAGCAGUCAGCCAUACUUUAUUCUAUCUUGCAAGACAAGGACACUGACUAUCAUUAUGGAAUGAGUAGGUUUGAGAGAUUCAAGGCCUUUGCUGCUUCUCUGAGAAAUGAUACAGAAUAUUGUCAGGUGUACAACCUGGCUGUUGAGAAAGUGGGACCAUCAGUAACCAGGUAUGACCAACGGCAUAAUUACAAACAAAUGUAUUUUGAAAUUCUUGACACAGUUGUGACUAUGCUGACUGAGCGAUUUCAGAAUAUGGAGCGUUUUAGAUUUUUGACCUUGUUAACCCUAGGGUGUUUAAGAUGUGGAAAGGUGAAGUGCCCUCAGAAAAGAUAAAUCUUCUAAAGGAGGUUUAUGGUGAUAUGUUUGACAUACCAAUGCUAGUUAGCCAACUUUGUUUUAUUUACAGAGAUAAAGACUUUCACUGUGAUUCAUGCGAUGAAUUAUUGAAAUAUAUUUUUCAGUUCCAUUAUCAAUCUAGUAUUCCAGAAGUUGUAAAACUGUUAAAGUUAAAUGGGGUUUUGUCAAUUACAAGUGCUUCAGUUGAGAGGUCAUUUUCUUGUUUGAAGAGGGUAAAAAAUUAUCUUAGAAAUACUAUGAGCCAAGGACGUUUUAGUUCUCUUUGCAGGAUUUCCAUUCACACAGACAUACUGUCAGAGAAAGAAGACGCCAACACAUUGCAUGAUGAGGUAGUAAAGAAGUUCACUGAAAAACCACGAAGACUUGCUUUCUUAUACAAAUAGGUAUUCAUAUAUGGCUGAUAGCAAGCUGAUGAUGUCUUACGUCCAUGCCAUGUGAGAAUUUUUCCGGGAAUUUUUUAAUGCAGUCAAUGAUGAUUGUCAUUUCAGCACGACAAUUUCAUCACAACUUUUGAUAGUUGUUGAUGACAAAUCUGAGCCUUUUUCGGUUCUUUUGUCAAAGUUUCUUUACAAGAUGUACAUAGGUAUCUAUUUAUGUAU